Molecule: messenger RNA, 1243 nt
Organism: Pseudovirgaria hyperparasitica
Lineage: Eukaryota; Fungi; Ascomycota; Dothideomycetes; Acrospermales; Acrospermaceae
Exons: 2
Coding region: 218-1165 (315 amino acids)
Biological process (GO): retrograde vesicle-mediated transport, Golgi to endoplasmic reticulum
Cellular component (GO): endoplasmic reticulum; SNARE complex
Molecular function (GO): SNAP receptor activity
Source: RefSeq, a predicted model, not a curated record
CUCCGAGCGUUACUCACGCCUCCACCAAUCAGACCCACACGUAGCUGUAUACUUUGACGGUUUGCACAUCCCCCUCCAUAACGCAAUAGGGUUCGGCGACCUGGACCAACCAUGACAACCUGAUCUGAGAACCAUCUGCGUGUGCUCCAGAUCGCGGAUCGCGUGUAUAACAAUAGCAUUACUCACCCAGCAUACACACACUCACAGCAAUCUCACAAUGGCACGACUUGCCACUGCUGGCGCUCCACCCGGCGCCCCAGAUACAACAUCGAUCAACCUCGAGCGCAUCCUAUCGCGGCUAGAGCGCACACUCCUCUCUUCAAACAGCGAUCCAAAGCUACGCAGGUCAGGCUUCGAACGCACAAAGGUUGGCGCAAAUCUCGAGCACGCAAGAUCGCUCCUGCUACGACUCGAACACGAGAGCGCCGAUAUCAAGAUCCAGUCGAGGAAGCAGACCGUGCAGGCGGAGCUGCAGGCCCGCCGCGAGCAGAUCAAGCGAUUGACCCAGCGCCUGUACGAGCUCAACCAGCUCGACGACUCCGAGGGGGACUCGGAGUCCGACGAGGCCGAUGAUGAUGAUGAUGACGACGAGGACUUGUUCCCGUCAUAUGCGCCGGCGAAGCACGCCGAGGGCGGGCUCGAGACGUCGCAUACACCGCAGAAUGAAGCGCUGAGGGCCGCCGCGGAGAAUCUGACGUCGUCGAUCCGGGCCCGGAGGCCUCAAGCGGCGGCGGCGGCGACGACUGAAGCUGCUGCGACUUCGACGACGAGAGGGACGACGACGGGCAGCACGCCGUUUCCUGCGUCGGGUAGACCUACUACGGAGACUACUACGACUGCGACGACAGAAGCCAUGCUAUCACAUAACAGGGCCGAGCAGGAGGAUCUUACGUCGUCGCUGUUCUCGAUGGCACAGGCACUCAAGGCACAGAGCGUCAAGUUUGCUCAGACGCUAGACCUGGACAAAGAAGUGUUGAACAAGACCAUUGCAGGCCUGGACAAGAACACAGACGGCAUGGACGCAGCUGGGCGGAAGAUGGGCACCCUGCGACGGAUGACCGAGGGCAAGGGCUGGUGGGCUCGGAUGCAGCUAUACGCAAUCAUAGCCGGAUUGUGGUUUGUCGCGUUUGCCAUUGUCUUCAUACUGCCCAAGUUUAGAUUCUGAGCGCGUUUGGGAUACGGCUGCAUAGCGACGGCGCACACGGUAUAUUAGUCCACGAUUUAAGAAAUUAUUCUAUGUUCA